Temnothorax curvispinosus is the source of this 1367-nucleotide messenger RNA. RefSeq lists its product as uncharacterized. The record is from RefSeq and is a predicted model, not a curated record. The transcript is spliced from 4 exons. Gene Ontology annotation, biological process: septate junction assembly; regulation of tube size, open tracheal system. Lineage: Eukaryota; Metazoa; Arthropoda; Insecta; Hymenoptera; Formicidae. Gene Ontology annotation, cellular component: septate junction; membrane. The coding region runs from base 1 to 705 and encodes 234 amino acids.
AUGACGGUGGACAAGCAAGAUUAUCACAGGGCGUCCAACGCGGUCGUUUUUGGCGGAGGGCUCACGUUCGCGGCGCUUUUUCUCCUAAUGAUGGCAUUCAUAAGUCCGUAUUGGAUAGAAUCGUAUCAGGAAACGUUCAGCAACUUCAAGCACAUGGGACUCUGGGAAUAUUGCUUCGAGCAGUUCCGCUAUCCGUACUAUCAGUUUGACAAGCAGUUCGACGGCUGCCAUCAUAUAUUUUCGCAAGAAUAUUAUGUCAUAAGAGAGUGGCUGCUGCCGGUGUGGCUCAUGGUAGUACAGGCAUUCGUCACGCUGGCCAUGUUGCUCUCCGUCUUUGCAUUUGGCGUCAUCUCCUUGAUCUGGAUACGUUGGCCAUUGAGAUUCGUCCUGCAUUACGAGUGGAUCCUGUCGUCCGUCGCAUUCGUAUGCGACGCAGUAGCCGGCGCGCUUCUCUUCCUGGCAGUCUCCAUAUUCGGCGGACAGUGUUGGCGCCGGGACUGGUUAAUGUAUCCGAAUUUCAAUCACUUGUCGUGGUCGUACGCUCUCGCGGUCAUAUCGUUCAUGAUCCACACGUUCGCCGCGUUCUUUCUUUAUCUAGACGCGCGGACUGGUUACAGAUUGCGCAAAGAAUCUCGCAACUUGGUGAUGCAAAUGCAACCGAAUCCACAGUCUCAUCACGGGCCGCCGCGAAGCGGAUACGUAUAAUGUAAUAUCAAAUCUCGGGUGCUUUUGAUGAAAAAUUUAAUCUCAGCGCAAAGCUCUCAUCGUUAUUUUUAAUGAACGAAAGAUAGAUCUGUCUCUUAAAAGAGUGUGUACACUGCCUGUGUACGAUUUUAAUCCGUCCAUUUAUAUUUGUUCAUUAAAAAUAGUGGUAAGAACUUUAUAUAUAUAUAUGCUCUUACCGUUAUUUUUAAUGAAUAGCUCCGUGUGAGAGCGGUCGACCGUAGUCGGCAGGUUCCGGAUUCAACCCCGAUCCUCAUUCCAUAUAUGCCUCAGUUUUAAGAAGCAUAUAUUAAGAGAGUUUGAUUAGAGAGUUGAAGGUUACAAGUGUGAAAGAGUAUGACACAAGAAUAAUAACUCGUUUGAAAUGGAAAUCCAUUAACAUUUAUAUUAUUUAAUUUAAUCAUUUAAGAAGGUUAAACGUGUGUUUAAGAUUGUCGCCCUCUCUCUAAUUACAACGAUUACUUACAUUCGAUUUUCUCGAAGCUAAUUUUGCUUAUGCGUGAAUAAUCUCCGUCCAUUGUUUUACUCACGCAUGCACAUGAUUUUUUUUUAUAUCACGAUUUUUAUAUAUAUAUUUUAUAAAUAUUAUAUAAAGUGUAUAAUAGGAUUACAUCAUUUGACUUACAAAUAUAUAGGAAAUUAAU